Messenger RNA from Toxorhynchites rutilus septentrionalis, 1374 nucleotides. RefSeq lists its product as uncharacterized. The record is from RefSeq and is a predicted model, not a curated record. Gene Ontology annotation, molecular function: zinc ion binding; nucleic acid binding. The transcript has a single exon. The coding region runs from base 1 to 1374 and encodes 457 amino acids. NCBI's taxonomy places the organism in Eukaryota, Metazoa, Arthropoda, Insecta, Diptera, Culicidae.
AUGGUUCUGGACAACAACUUCCAGCAAACAUGGCAGCAGCUUAUCGACCAGUACGAGAAUCCGAGAGUGAUCGUCGACACACAUAUCGACGGAUUGCUUGAUUUGAAGCCGAUGACCAAGCGAAACCAAAAGGAUUUACUCGAGCUGGUGAAAACGUUUAAUCGCCACGUUGGUGGACUUGAGUACCAGGGGCUAGAAGUGGAUGAACUUUCAGACCUCAUUCUAACGAAAAUCCUAACGUCACGAUUGGACGACCAAACACUGCAGCUUUGGGAGAGAAACCAGCAGCACGCCACAUUACCGAACCUGAAAGACACUGUAGCUUUUCUUCGAAGCGAAUGUCAGAUAUUGGAAAGAUUCCAAAACCGAUACCAGGCUACACCGAAACAGACACAAAUCAAGCCGUUCGUGAGUUCUAAGCAGUCGAAUCAGAAAUCAUAUACAACAGCUGAAUCCUGCCUUUUAUGCAAAGAAAAUCAUCGCCAUUUCGAGUGUCCAGAAUUACACAAGCUAUCUCCGGAUCAGCGUUAUGAGAAGGUAAAAAACUUGAAAAUCUGCUUCAACUGUCUCCGUCCAGGACAUCGCACACUUGACUGCUCAUCCAAGAAGACCUGCUCUCGUUGCCAGCGAAAGCACCACACUCUAUUGCACAAAGAGCCAUCGUAUACAGAGGAACAGCUUUUUGAUUACAAGUUACAAGAACAACACCAUUCCCGUUCGGUCACGACGGAUGAACCCCAUGAAUUCGAGCCAAUCACCAAUACCGUCGUUUCCUGCAGUUGUCACAGGGGUGCUAGAACAGUGAUGCUCAUGACGGCUAUAGUUCAACUCAAGGACAAUCGUGAACGCACAACACCUUGCCGAGUUUUACUGGAUAGUGGAUCGCAAGUGAACUUCAUUCACAAAGAUUUAGUUGACCGUUUGUUUGUCACUCGACGACCAGCACGAGUACCCAUUGCAGGAAUCGGUGGAGCCGACACCUUCGCCAAAGAAAAAGUGAUGGUGCAAAUAAAAUCGACACACUCCAAUUUCGGCACUGAUGUCGAAUGUUUAGUGGUUCCAACUAUAACGGAAGCAAUCCCAGCAACAAAAAUAAACGUUUCAUCAUGGCCGAUUGAUAGAAACCUACCCCUCGCAGAUCCAAACUUCAACCACCCAGGAGCCAUCGAUAUGCUGAUCGGCGUGUCACAAUUUUUGCGCUUGUUGAAGGCCGGGCGCCUCCAACUAGGCGACAACCUGCCGGAGUUACUUGAAACGCAUCUCGGAUGGGGACAUUCAACAAUGUUUUGUUGGCACCGAAGUAAUUUCCGCAGUACCAACGGUUCCGAAGCGCGAGAAGUUGUUCCAGCCAAUGAUCAAUAUAGACGACACUAG